AUGGAGACACCUGAGAGCAGUGCAGGAAAACAGUUGGCUAUAAAAAUAGCUGUCAUCCGUGGAAAUAACCUGCGUGGAAAAAAGGCAGACAGCUUCCAGAGUUUUCUGCAGGUUGAAUUGGAUGGAAAGGUGUUGGGAGAGUCAGAUAAGAAGCAGAUCAACCCUGUGGAGCAGCGUGUUGACUAUGACUUUACCUGCAGCUUCCACUGCCCCAGUGAUGCUCAGGCUCUCAGUAGCAUUGCCCAUAAACCGAUCAUAUUGAUGGUGAUGGAGGUCCUGCCUGAGGAGAAGAAAACUGAGGCAAAGACAGCAGUGCUGGGUCAAGCUGUGGUCGACCUGCUGCCGCUGCUACAAGGUCAGUGCAACUUCUCGUCCACAGUCCCACUGAAUCCAGUGACCAGCUCCCCAGCCAAAGAGUUUCAGUCCUCCAGCAGCAAGGUUGGUUGUUUAAUGUCUCAACAAUAAUACCACUCAGUUACUGGUAGAGGCAGAGUCAUAGCUACUAUGAACACAAAGCAGUCGACCCUGGAUGUCUGUGUCAGUGUGUCGGAUCCAGUGCUGUCUGAGGCUGAACUCUCAGCCUCCAACCUGCUGAGGGUAACCAUGGAGACAGCCUACUCGGUCCCAGAGUCAUGGAUGCUGUCUGGUCCUGCACCCUGCACAUACACUGCUGUCCUGGAGGUCCCUCUUACUGCAGAGAAAGAUCAGGUGCUGACGUUCUGCGAAGGGCAGACGAAGGCCGGGGGGCAGAGGGAGGAAAGGGGCAGACAGAAGAAGAGGCCACAUCAGGCCCUGCUGGUCCCGGGAAACCACUUCUGGCCUGCUGCCUUUUUCCAGGAAGAAUCCAUCGAACAGGAGGAUGGCGAGCUGACCGGCUUAGAGGACCAGGAGUUUCGCAAUGAGGCAGAGACCAUGAAGAGCAGGGUGAGCUGGGACACAGAAAUGUGCUGCUUCCUGGAUGAAGGAGGAAUUACCAGGCUGCGGCAGAGGAUCACUGAGAGCAGACUCUGGCCGGUGGAGAUUAUGAGGUCAUUGGCUCCGCUGGCAAAGGCAGAAACCAAACUGCUUGCUGAGGAGAACCCAGAGAUCCCCUUCCAUGGUGUGGCGUUUGUGGACAUGGGGCGGCUGCUAUAUCCUGGAGUCAGCCGCAUCCGAGGAGCAUACAGCGUUCAGCCCUUCUCCAAGGCUGAAUUGCUGAAAAAGGCCAAGCGGAGUGUCAGUGUGUUAAAGGAGCAGGCCAAGGCUGCAGCCAACCUGGUCAAAGCUCGUGCUGGCUCAGCUGCAGGCUCCCACAGGGCUAAAACAGGGAAGAACAUGGAUGGAAGCAACAAGGGAGCCAAGGAUUCCAAGGAGGUAGCCAAAAAGCAACCUGGUAAUCAGAGCAGGAUGCCUGCACCCGACAGCGCAGCUGACAGCCUGUCCGAAACUGAGCUGCCGCACGGCAAUACAGAGGGAAAUAUGUAUGUGGAGGCCAGAACUUACAUUAUCAUUGAGAUAUCCUUGGAGAAACCGCUCGUACCCAUAACAUCUCCAGAGGAACUGGUCAGAAGGGUGAAGGAGUUGAUCCCACCCAGACCUCCACUUCCAGCAGGCCCCAGCAGAGCAGAGAAAGCAGUGCUGGACUUCCACAGCCAGGUAGGCAACGUGGUGACGCAUGUUUCGGAGCAGUAUAAGGAAUUGUUUGGAACAAGAUGCAAGCUGUCAGAAGACUCCAGCCAGGAGCAAGUGAAGGUUCAACUUAUGGGAGCACUAAAUGUCUCAGGGAGAUACUUCACCUUCAAGGAACAGAUGAAGCAUGCAGUGGUGAGGAUUGUACGUGACACAAUGCAGCGCACAGAGCCAUUCACCAACCCUCAGGAGCUACAGGCUUUUGUCAGCAAGCUUUAUGUUUACCUGGUGGAUGAGAUGCACAUAGCUCUCAACAAGAUUUAUUCAGAAGACGUCGAUGAUGACUCCCCGGAUGAGAUCCAGUUGAGUUCCUCUCAGCUCAGACAGUUUGCCAGGGAGGCUCGGCUUACUGGGGAUUAUCAGCAGGCUGUUCAGUACUACCAAGAGCUGGUGGUGAGGCACCCCAAUGAGCCCUCCUUCAAGUUUGAGUGGGGAAGCCUCUACAUGCUGACUGCAGACUUAAUGAAGGCUAAAGAGUGUUUCCAUGAUGCUGUGUCCAUCCAGCAGGCACACCAACCCAGUCUGAUGAUGUGUGGGGUCUUGGAAGCCAUGUUUGAGCGUUAUGAGGAGGCCCAGACCUUCCUGGAGCGAGCCGCCAGCCUAGACCCGACCAGUGUGGUGGCCUGGACGCUGCUGGGUUUACUCCAUGAGAGCCGGAAUGAAUCCAUCCUGGCUGAGAGGGCAUUUCUGGAGGCCAGAAGGCAGCUGAGGGCAAACGAAGCAAAGAAGCAAACACAGAGGGAGGAGGAGAAGAAAGUCAAGGAGGAGAAUUUUAAAAAAGAGAAACACCAGCCUGAAGAAGAGGAGAUGGCCACGUCUGCAUGUCCGUCUCUCACUGCCAAGCAAGACCCAGACUGUGGAGACCAGGACUCAGGGGCACAAGAAGAGCCUCCAGCACAGAGUGUCAGCUCCAGAUCAGCUGCAGCUAAACUCUCUUCCACUAUUUAUACAGAGACGGUUCAGUUCCUGCUGCAGAACGUUGCCCUGCAGAUGGCGGAGCGUGCUCUGUCCCAGGAGCUGCUGUGCUCAGACGGUGGUCGCAGUGUCUCCUACCUUCUUCAUCUGGCCCAGUUGCAGCUGCUCAGAGCUGACUAUUGCAGUGCCACCGAGAUCCUCAGCGAGGCGUUGUUUCACAAUGAACAGGAUGCGGAUGUGUGGGCUCUGAAUGGUCACUGUCACUACCUGCGGGGGGCCUUCAGUGAUGCCCAGGAGAGCUAUGAGCGGAGCCUGAACUCACUGCAGCAGCCAUCAGACUCUCACCUUGUCCUCCUCCGCCUGGGAUCCAUCUACCUCCAGCAGCAGAAGUUUGAGCAAGCCAGAGUUGUCUACCUUCAAGCUUGUGAGGAGUCUCCAUCCUGCCUGACCUGGCUGGGCCUGGGCACCGCCUGUUACCGGCUGGAGGAGCUGUGUAUAGCUGAGAAAGCUUUGACUGAGGCCAACCAUUUGAAUAACCACAACGCAGAGGUGUGGGCUUACCUGUCUCUGAUCUGCCUCAGGUCUGGCAGAGAAGAGGAAGCAGAGCAGUUUUAUAAAUACGCAACAAGGUUCAACCUGCAGAAGGAGUCACUCCUCAGUGAGUUCAGUGAGCUGAAGGAUCAGCUCCGCUUCAGUCAUCUGGCAUCAUGUUUUGGAACAAGUUCUGAAGCAAAGGUUUAA
This is a messenger RNA of Chelmon rostratus (copperband butterflyfish), 3324 nucleotides long. RefSeq names its product cilia and flagella associated protein 70 (gene cfap70). Gene Ontology annotation, cellular component: extracellular exosome; motile cilium. The transcript is spliced from 26 exons. Gene Ontology annotation, molecular function: protein binding. Gene Ontology annotation, biological process: cilium movement; cilium assembly. Lineage: Eukaryota; Metazoa; Chordata; Actinopteri; Chaetodontiformes; Chaetodontidae. The record is from RefSeq and is a predicted model, not a curated record.